Messenger RNA from Megalobrama amblycephala (Wuchang bream), 1419 nucleotides. RefSeq names its product microseminoprotein, prostate associated 1 (gene msmp1). The record is from RefSeq and is a predicted model, not a curated record. Lineage: Eukaryota; Metazoa; Chordata; Actinopteri; Cypriniformes; Xenocyprididae. The transcript is spliced from 3 exons. The coding region runs from base 440 to 820 and encodes 126 amino acids.
AUAAAAACAUUUUUAAAAACUUUAUUAUUAGUGUGCUUCCACCAAAUCCCAGAUGAACAUCUGAUUAUCUUUAACUGACAAUCCAUGUUAUCCAUAAUUGUUCUGCGUCCUGUCUCACGUCAACUUUUUGCUCUCUCUCACUCUCUCUCCACCUCUCUUAGUCAUCCCAGGAUGUGUCAGAAUUUCUAUAGUUUUUCAAGGUCAUGCCCAGUGGAGCGGAGAAUGGCAAUCACCGGAGAGAAAGAGCAAGUGGUGCCAAACCACAGCUUUUUCCUGAACACACCCCCCUCAAACAGCCCAACCAACCUGCCCCCACCCCAGAGACACACCUCAGGUAGGGGGUAAACCACUCCUCACACCCGUCCCCUUGAACGCAAGGGGGUAUAAAUGGAGGUGCGAAAGAGGAGAGAGCGAUUCAGAGGACGAUCGGACAACCGAGAUGGAUCCCAUGGCGAGACAUAUCACAUUGAUGUUCUUCAUGGCCUGUUUGGUGUGGACGAUAUGUUCAGCAGCACCAAUGCAGUGUCACUUCAACUCUCAAGCUCUGUGUGAACAUGAUGGAAAGCAGUACUCUAUGGGAGAAAGCUGGAUGGAGCAGGGCUGUGUGCAGUGCACCUGUCUGCACCCCGUGGGAGUGGGAUGCUGCGAAACUGUGCAUCGGCCUGUGGACUUUCCUCCCUGGUGUGAAGUUCGAGUUGAAUCUCUGACCUGCCAGGUCAUGCUGGUGUUGACCUCUGAUCCUCGUCUGCCCUGCAUUCCUGGAGAAGACAACAAUGUUGACCCAAGACAUGGAGCACUCAACAUGAAACUAGAAGGUUAGCAUGGAAGAGGAAGCCUUCAAAUCAUAAAUCACCUGCCUGUCAGCUAACAUCUGUCUCACUGUUAAGUGAGAUGGGAUAUUACUCCUAUAACAACUGUAUUCUCAAAACAUAACCAUUACCAUUUAAGGAAGCAUUCUCAAUUUAAAGGAAGCAAGGAAGUGUUUUGACAUGUACAGCAUGUAGGGGAGAACAGAGAAAGCAUGUUUUUUGAAUCCUGUAUUGAGUAAGUGAUCAGUUCUUUUUAUUUGUAUGGAAUGGUGUGCAUUAUGUGUAUUUGUGCCUUUUCUGCCAUGUUAUUAUCACAUCGAACAGUAGCACUCGUAUGGCCUGUCAUUCUCUUUUACAGUUUCUUCUCUCCAUAGCCAAGAUGUUUUCAAGCUCUGAGAGCAAAAUUAAGUGUAUUGCUGAUUAAAUCAUUGCAAUAAAACUCUUUAUGAGACAAGUAAUAUUGUGAUUCGAUAAUAGAUUUUGUUCGUUGCUAAUUUUAAGCAGCAUAACCAAAGCUUCUUCUUAAUCAUGUAUGCACUACUGUAAAUAUCAGCUGACAAGCUUAGUAAUAUAUGUAACUGUUCACUAAUAAAUAUGUAUAUUAAAAAUA